Molecule: messenger RNA, 2408 nt
Organism: Bacillus rossius redtenbacheri
Lineage: Eukaryota; Metazoa; Arthropoda; Insecta; Phasmatodea; Bacillidae
Exons: 5
Coding region: 989-1891 (300 amino acids)
Molecular function (GO): nucleic acid binding
Source: RefSeq, a predicted model, not a curated record
UUUAAUAUAUUACUGACCGUGAAAUAACGUACAGUUUGUGUUUCAGGAUUUUGUGUUAAUAUUGUGUAUUUUAACUUUGUUAUAUUAUUUAUUAUCUACUAUUGUAAUGAUGGAAUUUGUUAUCGUUUUGAUAUUUUGUGUGGUUCUUGUGAUUGCUGUAAUGGUAAUUGGUUCCGGGAUGGGGAAAGCUACUUCUUCGCAGCGUCAGAUGGACAUCAUUAACGUCGCUCAGAACUUAUAUGUUUUAAUUAGGAAAGGCGACUUGAAGAAAUGUGACGUUACGCAGACGACCGCGUUUCUUCUCAACAUCGCAAAGUCAACUGUUCUCAAGUAAGUAGGCUUUUUUCGUUUUCAUGCACGUAAAAAAAUAUCGACUGUGUCCUAAGUAUUGUCGGCCUGUGUUUUAACUCACGAGGUUUUUUGUGUUUUAUUUCCAAUUUAUAUUUUUUGGUGUGAGACAACACCGCCAUGUGGCGUCUCUGUUGAAAAGUUAACCUAAAAUCAUAUUAGGCCUACUCAGGUCCUAACAAUAACAAUAUAGGCACUUUCAAGUAUUUUUAUGGGUGUGAUACACGUUUGUUUAUAACGAUGUUUAUAAACUUUAUGAUAGGUUUAACUAUAACAUAAGGGAGUGAUUUUAUAAUUUGCAUUUAAUUAGUUUUUCAUCUGUUUGGGAGAUCACAAAAUAAAUAAAAAAACACUUCAUUAAUUUCGUGGACAAAGUCUGUCAUGUUUCCAUUUAGUGACCACAAAGCAAAUAUUUGUGACAAAAUGCCAUAUUUGGAACACUGCCUAACUGCGUAUUGUGAACGGGUCCCCGGAAAAGUGUUAUGACAAAUGUUUUUUUUUUUUGGUUAGGUACUACAAGAAAGACAUUGAAGAAGUUUCAACACCAGGAAAAAAGAGGAAAAAAAGGCCACAGGAAGGAAAGUCACUUGACACAGUCGACGAUUUCACAGUAAAUGCAAUCAGGAAUGCAAUUUACAGGAUGUACGCUGAAGGUUUGAAUGUUACAGUCGACACCAUUUUGAAAGAAAUCAGGGAAAGACAAAUAGAUUAUUAUGGUGGAAGAUCAAGUCUUCAUAAAUUGUUAAAGAAGAUGGGAUUUUCAUGGACAACUGUUGAUGGACGAAAAGCUUUGAUAGAGAAUGAAAACAUAGUAUUGCAGCGAAUAGAUUUCUUGAGAAAGUAUAAAGAAGAAAAAGAAAGAGGUGCCAAUUUCAUAUUUGUUGAUGAAACAUGGAUUUUCCAGAGAGGAACUGUAUCAAAGUCAUGGCAGGACAAGAGUCUACAAUCUGCGAAGAGACGUACUGUUGGAGAUGGUAAAAGGUUUAUUGUUGUUAAUGCUGGAGGGCGCACUGGCUUUGUGCCAGGAGCAGGAUUACUUUUUGUUUCAGGUCAGAAGACUGCAGACUACCAUGGCGAGAUGAAUGGGGAAACUUUCUUGAUGUGGUUUGAAGACAUGUUGGUGCAUCUUGAGGAACCCAGUGUCAUCAUAAUGGACAAUGCUUCAUAUCACAGCACCCAGGUUGAGAAAACACCUACAACGAACUGGACCAAGGAUGCACUGAUCGCGUGGCUGGAGAAGAAUGAGAUAAAACAUGAAAAUAAUUUGUUGAAAGUGGAGCUGCUGAGAAUAGCUAAACAAAACAAGCCCCGAAUACGAUGGGCGAGGUGUGUGGAUCACGUGGAGAAGCUAAUUCAAGCAGACUGGGAGAGAGAAGUCCACAUAGACAGCGGCACCAUUCCUCCACUCAUCAUCCACCUCGGCGAGGAUAGUUCAAGUGAAGACAGUGACAGCGAAGAAUUUGAGGUUACGACACAGCAAAUAGAUGGAGACAGUGAAGUACUGGCAGUUCCUCUUGAUGAUUUACCCGGGUGUUCUUAUUGAGGUCUGUAUGUAAUAAACACCUGGGCAACUGUAAGUAUUGGGGUUUGAAACAUUUUUUUUCUUUUAUGCAUUCCCAUUAAGUAUGUUGAUUACUGGAACUUUAUGUAUUAACUUUAUAUUACACAUAUUAUGAAAUUAAUAAUAAAUUUCAUUUCUGGAUUCGUAUAGGUGUAUGUGAAACAUUUUAUUUUGUUGUGUGUCUUCAUUUUUCAGUGAACUUACUUGGAAAACAAAAAGCCAGUCCCCAUCCAGGGCCACAAAUAAAUAAUGCAUAUAAGUGGUAUAGAAAUUACUGUCAAUUCUUUACCACAAUUUUACUGUUCAUAAAAUUAUGAUUUUGUCUAAUAAGUAUACUCAGGAAAAUGUAUAUAACCAUAUUUUUAUUUGUGGCCUUAACCGGCAAAAUGGUAGGGGUUUAUUAAAUAAAAGAAAAAAAUUCAUUUUUAAAUGUUUUCAUCUGAAUUUGUUAAUUUUAUUAAACCUUCAAUCCUUAGUCUUUUCCAGAUUGCUUAGAUGG